Molecule: messenger RNA, 2734 nt
Organism: Erinaceus europaeus (western European hedgehog)
Lineage: Eukaryota; Metazoa; Chordata; Mammalia; Eulipotyphla; Erinaceidae
Gene: GDPD1
Product: glycerophosphodiester phosphodiesterase domain containing 1
Exons: 10
Coding region: 134-1078 (314 amino acids)
Biological process (GO): glycerophospholipid catabolic process; N-acylethanolamine metabolic process
Cellular component (GO): endoplasmic reticulum membrane
Molecular function (GO): phosphoric diester hydrolase activity; phosphatidylcholine lysophospholipase A1 activity
Source: RefSeq, a predicted model, not a curated record
CGCCGGCAAGUGCGCUGCUCCGCCGGCACCGGCUGGGGGCGAGCACAUCUCGAGCAGCUGCCGAGGCCGUUGCGGCCGCCGCGGCGGAGUCCGGAGAGCCGGGUGCUGGGGGACGUCCCACACGGAGGCUGAAAUGUCGUCCACCGCAGCCUUUUACCUCCUCUCCACCCUGGGAGGGUACUUGGUGACCUCAUUCUUGUUGCUCAAGUACCCGACCUUGCUGCACCGGAGGAAGAAGCAGCGAUUCCUCAGUAAACACAUCUCUCACCGCGGAGGAGCUGGAGAAAAUUUGGAAAAUACAAUGGCAGCUUUUCAGCAUGCAGUUUCACUUGGAACUGACAUGUUGGAAUUGGACUGCCAUAUCACAAAAGAUGAACAAGUUGUAGUGUCACAUGAUGAGAAUCUGAAGAGAGCUACUGGAGUCAAUAUAAAUAUCUCUGAUCUCAAGUACUGCGAACUUCCACCUUACCUUGACAAACUGGAUGUCACGUUUCAAAGAGCAUGCCAGUGUGAAGGAACAGAUAACCGAAUACCAUUGCUGAAGGAAGUUUUUGAGGCCUUUCCUAACACUCCCAUUAACAUCGAUAUCAAAGUCAACAACAAUAUGCUGAUUAAGAAGGUUUCAGAGUUGGUGAAGCAGUACAGACGAGAGCACAUAACAGUAUGGGGUAAUUCCAGUUAUAAGAUUGUAGAAAAGUGCUACAAAGAGAAUUCAGAUAUUCCUAUACUCUUCAGUCUGCAACGUGUUCUACUCAUUCUUGGCCUGUUCUUCACUGGCCUUUUGCCCUUUGUGCCCAUUCGAGAACAAUUUUUUGAAAUUCCAAUGCCUUCUAUCAUACUGAAGUUAAAAGAACCACAUACCAUGUCCAGAAGUCAAAAGUUUCUUGUCUGGCUUUCUGAUACCUUACUAAUGAGAAAAGCUUUAUUUGACCACCUUACUGCCAGGGGCAUCCAAGUGUAUGUUUGGGUACUAAAUGAAGAACAAGAAUACAAAAGAGCUUUUGAUUUGGGAGCCACUGGUGUGAUGACAGAUUAUCCAACAAAACUUAAGAAUUUUUUACAUAGUUUCUCCACAUAGAAAAGGAGUAACAUUCAAGGAAAAUGUGAAAUAAUUAAGAAAAUUCACCAUAAUUUCCCUAGGCCAUCAUUUCCAGAAUGGUUAAAGGCUUAAUCAUUUAAUCUUUUAUUACCUCAUUUUUAAACCUGUCUGAGAAUGUAGAAAUUAUAUAUUGUAUAUUUAUUUUAAACAAUAUUGCAUAUUUUACAUGUGUAAAUAAUUUGGACAACAUUGGUUAUAUGUAAGUAGAUUAUUGAUCAAGACUUAAGACUUCUAUGUAUAAUACAGUAUUCUAUUAUAAGUAAUUUUUGAAAUCAAGACUAUUGGAUAAAUUUGACACUAGCCUUUACUGAGUAAGGUCAAUUAGUUAAUAAAACAAAAUUAUUGAAGGUCAUUAUGGCUAUUCUGAGUUGUCUUGUUAGCUCUAUGUAUAUUUUUAGGUAAAGAGGAAAAUAUAGUUGAAAGAACUUUGAGAAUCAGUGGUGUAUUUAUGUGGUAAGUUGUACAUUGUUAACAGAAAGCACACUUAAAUGAUUGAAAGUUUAUUACUUUGCCAGACAAAAUAUGUAGACUGAAUUAGAUUUGAUUUCUUGCAUACUGGGAUAUUCUAUUUGUAAUUCUUUUCAGAUAGUAACCAUGUUGUUGCGUGCUCGCUCAGUCUCCCUCUUCCCCUUUUUGUAAACAUUAAAAUUAAACUUAGCAAUUGUAAAUCAAGAAAAGAUGCAAAUAGUCAUAUCCCUGCUUCCUUUAAAGAAAUGUAAAAAUGUCCAUUUUUGGCAAUGUCUAACUGGGCAUACAUUGAAGUUUUAAAUAGCUUUUAUUUGUAUUUAUUUUUACCAGAGCACUGCUCAGCUCUGGUUUAUGGUGGUGUGAGGGAUUGAACCUGGGACUUUGGAGCCUCAGGCAUGAGAAUCUCUUUGCAUAACCAUUAUGCUAUCAUCCCCUGCCCUUAAAUAAUUUCAUAAGUACUAAUGAUCAAAUGAAACUGAUUAAAGUGCUUAUCAUUGUUUCUAAUACUUAUAUUAUAAACCACCUAUUCCUUACUUUUGAAAUAAUUGGUUCUCCUCAGUAUUAAUGGGAAUGCAGUUUCCCAAAUUAAAAUAAUCUUUUUAGCUCUUUUGAUGUGAGUUCAUUUCAUGUAAAUCUAUUUCUUUUUUUUCUUUUUCUUUUUUAAACACCAGAGCACUGCUCAGCUCUGGCUUAUGGUGGUGUGGGGGAACCUGGGACUUUGGAGCCUCAGGCAUGAGGGUUUCUUUGCAUAACCAUUAUGCUAUCUACCUACCACCAAUCAUUUUUUUUUAACUAGCUUUCAUUAUUCCUUUGGAGGUCAAUAUAAUCUGAAAUAGUAAGUGUCUUUUACCUAGAUUACAUUUCUCAUGUGAAGUUAGCUGACAACGAUGAAGAAUGAUCAUACCCUUUCGUUUGUCCUUGAAUGAGAUAACUAACAUUUGAUUUUUUUGUUUAAUCUGAAAUAAAGUUUUUCAAGAACAAAAUAAUGAUUCUUCAGGUUUUUUUUACAGUUAUAAUUUCAAAUAUGCCUUCUGAAUUAUUUUCUUGCAGAAUCUAGUGGGAUGAUAAAAUGAUAGUAUCAGUGAAUAUGCCUGAAAUUUCUCUGUGGUGUAGAAAAUAAAAUAUAAAGUUUUUUUUGUAAGAAAAUAAAAAAGUUGUUUCCUGCUA